Molecule: messenger RNA, 2331 nt
Organism: Thecamonas trahens ATCC 50062
Lineage: Eukaryota; Apusomonadida; Apusomonadidae
Product: FAD linked oxidase domain-containing protein
Exons: 3
Coding region: 1-2331 (776 amino acids)
Molecular function (GO): FAD binding; oxidoreductase activity
Source: RefSeq, a predicted model, not a curated record
AUGGCUGUGGCUGCUGCUGCGGCAGAUGGUCUUCCGGUCUCGGUCCGUGGAACGAGACACUCGAUGGGUGGCCACACUAUGGCAGCAGGUGGUGUUGUCAUUGACACCACAUACCUCGAUGCUAUCACCUGGGACGCUUCUCGUGAGCUGAUGACCAUCGGGGCCGGUGCGACUUGGGCUGAUGCCAUCCGCUUCCUCAACCCACUCGGCAAGUCGCCGAGGACCAUGCAGUCAUACUGCUCGUUCUCGGUCGGCCGUAACUGCCAUCUCGGUAGUCACUGCGGACGGCUUGCUUGUCUCGGCCUCCCCGACGCCGCCGAUCCUGCUGCCCGCGACCUCUUUGCCGCGGCCAUUGGCGGCUACGGCAUGUUCGGCAUCAUCGUCGACGCCACUAUGCGGGUCAACGACAAUGUGCCGUUGGUAAUGGACGCCAUGACACUCUCCAUUGACGACUUUCCUCACGUCUUUGAGCCGCUCGUCGACGCCCCAGACGCCGGCGGCUUGCCGGUCGAAGCCAAGCUCGCUCGCCUCGACUUUACUACCCUUGACACUGUGGACCUUUUUGUCUUUCGUCGUGCCUCGAACCUACCCAUGGCUGCCUCGCUCGAUCGCAAGCCGCGCGAGAUGUCGCCGCUCAUGGCGAUCAUGUACAAGUGGGCCGCUGCCCCGCUCGCAGAGCUCCGCUUCGCCGUCGAGCGCGCCUCUGGCGCCGCCCUCGAUUGGUCCGCCGAGCACACCACCGACCGCAACACCGUCAUGUACGAGUCGGCCACUCCGCUCGCCCGCUUCACGGACCUCAUCCUCUCUGUCAACGACACCUUUAUCCUGCAAGAGUACUUUGUCCCCCGCUCGGCCUUUGCCGCCUGGAUCGCCGGCGCGCGCCCCAUCUACGCCGCCAUGCAGGGCCAUCCGCUCCUUGCCAUUCUCAACACCACCAUCCGCUUUGUGCACUGCGACACAACCACUCUUUUGCCGUAUGCCACUGCCCCGAACGGCUCCUACGCCUUUGUCCUCUACUAUCGCCUGCGUGCCACGCCCGCCGCCGAUCGCGCCCUCGCAGACAUCCAUGCCGCCCUCACAGCCCUUACGCUCGAUCUCGGCGGCGUCUUCUACCUCCCUUACCGCCAUCACUAUUCGGUGGACGACAUGACCGCUGCCUAUCCAAGCAUUGACGCCUUUCGCGCUGCUAAGCUCCGCUUUGAUCCGCAGCUGCGCUUCACGUCGGCGUGGUGGGAUGCGUACCACGGCCACACCGUUGUCACAUCCGCUGCUUCAGAGCCGGCCGCCUUUGCUGCUCCUGCCCCGCUGCUGGCACCAUCUAGCGCACCAUUCCAGCUCCCGCAGGCCAGCAUCCGCCGCAACAACUCGUUUGCGAAGCUGCUCUCGACUGCUGCCGGCCGCAGCGAACUCGAAUCGGGGUUUCUCGGCGAGAUCUUCAACGUCGCGCCGCCGCACGAUGUCAUGCGUGCGGUGGUCACUGCAGUCUGCGACAGCCGCAACUCCUGCGAUGCUGAUGUCUACAAAGCCCUGGUUGCCUCGGCUGCAAGCUUCAACUCGGGCCCAACUGGUGGCGCCCUCAACAUGCUGCGACAGCUCCGCCAGAUCCACGACCAGAAAGCUGAGCUGACACGUGAGGUUACCUCCAUCAUCGCUCACCUCGGCCGUGUUGGCGCCAUCAACGGCUAUGUCUCCAUUGGUGACUCGGGCAAGCUUGUCCUCCCGCUCAUCAAGGCACUCGGCAUUACCGGCGAGAUCACGGUUGUUGCAGACUCGGAGCUCGCACCCACCGACGUGACAGCUGUUGUUGAGCGCGGUGCUGCAGCACCGGUUGGCACUCACGCUCUCAUCUUUGACUAUCCCUCGAUCGCCGACGAUCUCGCAGGCAUCCCGUCGAACUCGGCCGACCUGGUCUCGCUCAUGCAAGGUCUGCACCACUUUCCGCCAAUGGUUGUUUUUGCGCUUGUUCAGCAAGUAGCCCGUAUUCUGCGGCCAGGCGGUGUCUUCCUCGUCCGCGAGCACGAUGCGGCACCCAAGCUGGUUCCGAUGUGCGAUGUCGCCCACAUGGUGUUCAACGCUCUCACCAAUUUAUCGCCCGAAGCUGAGGCUGCCGAGAUCCGCGCCUUCCGCCCACUCGACGAGUGGAUCGCGCUAUGCGAGGCCGCUGGCCUGAGCAACACCCAGCUCUACGAGGUCCAGGAGCGCGACCCAACCGUCGACAUCAUGAUGGCCUUUAUUGCGCCGCCGUCCGAGCAAUUGCCGCACAUUCCCGGCGGCGAGAUCGAUGCCCGCCAGCAGCUUCCUGCCCGGCGGCACGCGCUGCCGCUGCUCUGA